UCUAAAACCAUUUGCGGAAAGCGAAAGUCAUCCUUCUUCUUUCUUCCUCCUCCUCCUCUUUCACUGCUCAGCUAUCGUCUCUUGUGCUACCUAUUCACUGCCAAGGGCCAGCCCAUGUGAUGUGACCGCCCCCCCUCAUGGGAAAACCCGCCGCCGGAAUCCUUACCCCAUGACCGAGAAGUAUGGCGAGGACAGAGCACGGCGGUAACAGGGCCGGGGCCUUCUUCCUGGCGACUCUGCUGCUGUGGCUGGUAUCGGUUUUCUUCGAGAUCCUAUUCAACCGUCGGUCGGAGCUCAUCCCCAUCGUCGCCGGCUGUCUCUUUUUCCAGGCGGCCAACUGGGUCAUCCGCCGCUGCAUCUCCCGCGACCCCUUGUUCGUCAACACCUCCGUCUCUCUCAUCCACUCAACCAUCACCUCCGCCUCAGUGGUUUACAUUUUUGUUAAUCAGUGGAUGAAAGAUGGCUCUGCUACCAUGUUUGAACAUUCACAGUUGGUUGGGGAUGCUUGGCCAUUGGCUUACCAGGCAUUGUGCUUCUCGUGUGGCUAUUUUGCAUACGAUCAAUGGGACAUGCUCCAGUACCGACUGUACAGCGGUUGGAUCCCGUCAAUCUUAGUCCAUCACUUGAUCCUCCUCCUCUGCUUCACCCUAGCUCUAUAUCGCAAUGUCACAGUCAACUAUCUUAUCCUCACCUUGAUUUGCGAGUUACAUUCUAUCUUCCUACAUGUGAGGAAAGUACGGAGAAUGGCUGGCGUUCGUGAUGCAAAGAGCGUAAUUGUGAGAAUUGAAUGGGUUCUCAAUUGGGUAACCUUCUUUCUUGCGAGGCUUGUUGCACACAUUCUCAUCACAGUCAAGCUCAUAAAAGAUGCCUCCAAGUUCGAGAAGGGCGUGGAGCUUCCACUUGCACUGUUUGGGAUGGCUGGGAUGAAUAUGCUUAAUAUUGGCCUUGGAAUUGAUCUCCUCGGUGCUUUUAGGAGGGAGAGAAAUCCCAUGAAAAGUAACUAUAAAGAGUGAAAUAGAUAAAUUUUUCUCCUUUUCCCCCCUUUUACAGCUUAGAAAAAAAAUAACAGAUAGGCCAAUGUGGCUCUCGCAUGUUGUAGAUUAUCAAAUUCAUUUUAUUGGUUCUCUUUUUUCCCCCCCCAUUUGUACCAACUUUAUAAGUUGAGACUACUCCUGUCUGAAAAAUGGAAAGGGUCAUCUUCUGAUUUGCUUAAUCC
Molecule: messenger RNA, 1216 nt
Organism: Punica granatum (pomegranate)
Lineage: Eukaryota; Viridiplantae; Streptophyta; Magnoliopsida; Myrtales; Lythraceae
Source: RefSeq, a predicted model, not a curated record